GACUAUGCCCUGACUCCCUGGUCGCCGUUUGAUCUCUCUCUCUCUCUCUCUCUCUCUCUCUCUCUCUCUCUCUCGUUCGCAACCUCCGGGAUCCGCCGCUCGCAGCCUCGCAGGUCCUCCACUCGACGCCUCUAGGGUCCCCAACAUUUCUGAAAAACCCUAAUUUUGCCAGGUAACUUGAAAUGAUUCUGUGUCCCACUGCUUGUGUGAUAACAAUCUUCGGAAAGGGGAACUGAUUUGUAGUGUUUGGAUGACAAUAGCUGAUACAGGACAUUUUGGAUUCUGGUCAGAUGAGGAGAAGAGGAGGGGAUAAGAGGUAAAGUGGGAGGAGAACAAUGAAUGCUGGGUCAACCGGUCUUCGUUCUUCCGGAAGUUAUGGUUCUUUGCAGCUACAUCAAUUUCAGAACGGUUCAUUUUCAAUCCAAACUUCACCACUUAUACAACCACCAAGAAAACCUCCGAAGAUGUUUAAGGAGAAGGAAGGGCUGUUUCAUUGGAUCUUCAAAUUUGCACCUCGAAGGAAGAUUGGCAUGUUGCUCUUGUGUGUUGUUUCUGCUGCCGUUUUUAUUUUGGUCUUGUUUGUUGGCAAAGGUGAAGAUUCCCAAGGAAUGUCUAGCAUCAGCAUCAAUGAUACAAAUAGAAGUAGAAACUUUUUUAUAGAGCAUGAAUGGAAAAAUGUUCCUCAAAGUGUUUCAGCUGAACCAAUUAGUAAUGGAAGAAUUCCAUCCAAUAACUAUCCUCCUCCUGUAUAUUUUAUGGGAUAUACUCUUCCUCCCGGGAAUCCUUGCGAAGGUUUUACAUUACCCCCACCACCAGCAGACAAGAAAAGGACUGGACCACGGCCAUGCCCAGUCUGCUACCUUCCUGUUGAAGAGGCUAUUGCAUUGAUGCCAACCGCACCUUCAUUUUCUCCCAUUAUUAAGAACUUAACUUAUAUACAUGAAGACAAAUUGGAAAAAACUGAGUUUGGGGGUUCGGAGUUUGGUGGGUAUCCUUCAUUGAGCCAAAGGGAUGAUUCAUAUGACAUAAGGGAGUCAAUGAGUGUGCAUUGUGGAUUUGUCAAAGGAACCAGACCUGGACAUGAGACAGGCUUUAACAUCGAUGACUCUGAUCUUGAUGAGAUGGAAACUUGUCGAGGUGUGGUGGUUGCAUCAGCAAUAUUUGGGGCAUUUGAUGUAAUACAUCAACCAGCGAACAUAAGUGAAUAUUCCAAAAGUAAUGUCUGCUUUUAUAUGUUCGUGGAUGAGCAGACCAAAACAUUUCUAAGAAAUUCACGUGAUCUUGAUAGUAGUGGUAAAAUUGGAUUGUGGAGAAUCGUUGUAGUCCAUAAUCUACCUUAUAGUGAUUCAAGGCGCAAUGGAAAGGUUCCGAAGCUUUUACUUCAUCGGCUUUUCCCAAAUGCCCGUUAUUCUAUGUGGAUUGAUGGAAAACUUGAACUGGUUGUGGAUCCUUAUCAGAUUCUUGAACGGUUCUUGUGGAGGAAAAAUGCUAGCUUUGCAAUAUCUAGGCAUUAUAGGCGUUUUGAUGUGUUUGUGGAAGCAGAAGCUAAUAAGGCAGCAGCAAAGUUUGACAAUGCUUCCAUUGACUUCCAGAUUGACUUUUAUAAAAAAGAAGGCCUCACUCCAUUUUCCUCUGCUAAAUUUCCUAUCACAAGUGAUGUUCCGGAGGGAUGUGUGAUUAUUCGCGAGCAUGUUCCAAUAUCUAAUCUCUUCACCUGCCUUUGGUUCAAUGAAGUUGACCGUUUCACCCCUAGAGACCAGAUUAGCUUUUCAACUGUACGGGACAAGAUCAGGUCCAAGACGGAUUGGACUGUAAAUAUGUUCCUUGACUGUGAAAGGCGCAACUUUGUUGUUCAGGGUUACCAUAGAGAUAUUCUAGAGCAACGAGCCCCGCCGCCUCCACACACGCAUCCUCCACCUCCACCUCCGAUUCUCGGGGAGGCGCUCGUCAAGACUUCUUCAAACAAUGUGCCGGCAGCUAGAAAAAGUCCUCAAAAGCGCGUGAGAGAGAGGAGACCGAGGCGGCAUCGCAAGGUGUUGCCGGACGUGAGGAGCUUAGCCGCCUAAAGAAAAGUCAGGACCAUUGUUUUAAACCAAAUCCAAAAAUGUUUGCUUCCUCACUCACUGCCUUAUUAUUCUUUCCUGAUUCCCCUUCAUGCAUGCAGGGCGGCUCUAUGGUGUGUGCAAUGUUGUUUUCCACUAUGCAGUAUCACUUUAUUU
This is a messenger RNA of Cuscuta campestris, 2219 nucleotides long. The record is from the annotation of a GenBank genome assembly. Lineage: Eukaryota; Viridiplantae; Streptophyta; Magnoliopsida; Solanales; Convolvulaceae.